AUGGAGUUGCCCAUUUUAGUCUCGUUUCUUUGCGUCGUCACGGUGUCCGGCGUCGUACGGGGCGUAGAAGUUCCCACCCGCUCGGACACAGCACUGGUGGAGGCGCGAUACGAUCGAUACUACGACAUAUUUCGAUAUUGGUGGCCAUGGUUUAGCGAUUUGGCAACGGUCGUCGCGAUCAAGUUGAAGAUCUGGGUAAUCCUGGUGGCGAUGCUUGUCUUCGGCGACGGUUACUAUUGGUCCAAGUGGACCGGCUCGAGCAUCUUCGAGAAAAGCCAGUGGGCACAGACACCGCCUGGAGCCAGCUGGGGUCGGCGGAGGCGACGUUCCACUCCUUCUUCGCCGAACUCCUCGGACGAUCUAGCGGAGGUCAUAUUCGACACACUCGAUAUCGAAGAUGACGAAUGCCGUAAACGAAUCGUGUGCGAGCUGUAUGUGGAAGGGAAACGGGUGCCGACGAUUUGGAAAGCUCUCAGUGCUCCUGGCUAUGAGGUUUUUGGUGCCUACCGUCCGCUGGAGUCCGUGGCGCGUUCGUCAGAUUGUCGUAAGCUACAUCGGUGUCGGCUAGUGGAAAGGAACAGCUUGAAAUCGGUGCUCAGUGAUAGUUUUGAUAGUGAUUGGAGGUGGCCACGAUAAGGAAACCUGAAC
Anopheles coustani is the source of this 648-nucleotide messenger RNA. RefSeq lists its product as uncharacterized. The record is from RefSeq and is a predicted model, not a curated record. The transcript has 2 exons. NCBI's taxonomy places the organism in Eukaryota, Metazoa, Arthropoda, Insecta, Diptera, Culicidae. The coding region runs from base 1 to 636 and encodes 211 amino acids.